CGUCGGCCCGGCAGCUGGUGGCGGAGGAGGAGAGCGCGAGGAGAGCUGCUCGCUCAUAACAGCGGGGUCCUAAGAGGCGCGCGAGCGAUGCGAGUGCUGGGCUGAGGGGGAGCAGAGCAUCGAGAGACCGAGCGAGGGGAGCAGGCCGCGCACGCACACCUUCCAGAGCCGUCUGAAGCCGCGCAGCAGCAUGUCGGUGUUGGCCCUGCAUGAGUAUGAGUUCGAGCGGCAGUUCAACGAGGAGGAAGCCAUCCGGUGGAUGCAGGAGAACUGGAAGAAGUCCUUUCUGUUCUCUGCUCUCUAUGCCGCCUGCAUCCUGGGGGGGCGCCAUGUCAUGAAACAAAGGGAGAAGUUUGAGCUGAGGAAACCGCUGGUGUUGUGGUCGCUCACCCUGGCAGUUUUCAGCAUCUUUGGUGCCAUACGGACCGGGAGCUACAUGAUGCUCAUCCUGAUGACCAAAGGGCUCAAACAGUCGGUUUGUGACCAGAGCUUCUACAACGGACCCGUCAGCAAGUUCUGGGCGUACGCCUUUGUUCUGAGUAAAGCGCCUGAGCUGGGUGACACGCUCUUCAUCGUUCUGAGGAAGCAGAAGCUCAUCUUCCUCCACUGGUACCACCACAUCACCGUGCUGCUCUACUCCUGGUACUCUUACAAAGACAUGGUGGCUGGCGGCGGAUGGUUCAUGACCAUGAACUACCUGGUGCACGCCGUCAUGUACUCGUACUACGCCCUGCGGGCCGCCGGAUUCAAGGUGUCACGCAAGUUUGCCAUGUUCAUCACGUUGACCCAGAUCACCCAGAUGCUUAUGGGCUGCGUGGUCAACUACCUGGUGUACUCGUGGAUGCAGCAGGGCCAGGAGUGUCCGUCCCACAUGCAGAACAUUGUGUGGUCCUCCCUCAUGUACCUCAGCUACUUUGUGCUCUUCGUCCAGUUCUUCUUUGAAGCCUAUGUGGGAAAGUCAAAGUCGUCCGCCGCCAGCGGCAGCAAGAAGAGCGAGUAGAAGCCGACCAAAGUCACAGCGGUCAGGCGGGUGCUUGAAAAUGGAAGACGAAAAUCAAAGACGAACAGGCUGUGGAGCCAGAGGAUGUGGGGGUUGGGGGGUGGGGGUUGUGCUUGAGCACAAUAACUAAUGUGCAGAUGUAAAAGAAAAAGAGGAAGUCACUGAGGAGGGGAAGGCAGCACCAUGAUCAAAGCCAUCAAAGCUUUGCCCCCCUCUCUGAUUCAACUUAGAUUUAGUUCUUUAUGAAACCUAACAUGUAAAAAGAAUGGGAUCAAAUCCUUCACAUCUGCCAGAAGCUACUUUAUUUAUUAAUUUCCAAAAUAGUAGGUACGUAUGAAGGUGGAUGUGUGACCUUUGACAGGUCCCGGUCUCUGCCUGUCUGCGCUUGUUUAGUUUGGGCGGGAGCAGUUUGGGUGGAUGUGAGCUGACGGGCGGGUGGCAGGGCAGGGUGUGAUUUUUCUCAGGCUAUUUGUAUCAAUAACAUGCAUAUCAAGACAAAGUAGACUUGUCUAACAUCUGAGCUUAUCGGAGGUGUGAGCGACGGAAUGAAGUCGGGCGGACGGACUGACGGACGAGCGCGCUGCGCCUGAGUGUGACGGAAACACGCCGCCCAGCUUGUCUUGACCGCAUUCGAGGUACGAGCUGCCACUGGUUCCCAAACUCUUCUGUGUCUUAAAGGGAAAACAGGUCGUCGGGCCCUGAAGGAUUAAAUGAAGGACAAAUAUUUUUAUGUUUAGCAAAGGAGAAUAAAAAUCAAACAAAAAAAUUGUCAAAAUCUGCUGUAUUGAGAAAAAUCGGAUGUACCUGUAAUGGUGUCUUGUGCUUUUUGUGCAUUUCUACUGUAUCAAUGUCAGAAAACAACAGAGAACCUGGGUGUAUGCAGACGAGCAGAGAUGUGACAUGCCUGUGGUGUUCUUCUGCUGCCAUCCUGUCAUUACAAUGCAUAAUCGGUCUCUUGGUGCUGAAGGUCAAAAACACAAAUAAAUGGUGUACAGCCAUGCUGGCAGUGUUUGGAGUGA
Molecule: messenger RNA, 2019 nt
Organism: Oryzias latipes (Japanese medaka)
Lineage: Eukaryota; Metazoa; Chordata; Actinopteri; Beloniformes; Adrianichthyidae
Gene: elovl6
Product: ELOVL fatty acid elongase 6
Biological process (GO): fatty acid elongation, polyunsaturated fatty acid; sphingolipid biosynthetic process; fatty acid elongation, monounsaturated fatty acid
Cellular component (GO): endoplasmic reticulum membrane; endoplasmic reticulum
Molecular function (GO): fatty acid elongase activity
Source: RefSeq, a predicted model, not a curated record